AGCAAAUCACUAUCUAUAUAUAGUCGAAUAUACUAUAAGCCUCUGCUAUAUAAUACACUAUGAAUAUACUGCGCCGUCUUAGUUUCAACAUUUAUCCAAAAACAAUACAUCAUUUAAAAAUGUCGCAGAUUGGCGAGCUGGGUAGCGGUGCUGGUAAAGGUGGUGGUGGGGGAGGCGCCAUACGCGAAGCUGGCGGUUCUUUCGGCAAAAUGGAAGCAGCGCGCGAAGAGGAGUUUUUCUACAAACAGCAAAAAGAACAGCUUAAAAAUCUCAAAACUAAGACGGACCCCAAAACGCCCGACGCCAAGAAGUGAAGAAAUUUAAUUUAAAUGCAUUAUGUAUUUUAAUUUUUUUUUUUUAAUUUAUUAAGCCAGUAGUAAUUAGAUAAAUAGACGCCUCAAAUUUAGUACUACUUGUAGUUUUAGAGUUUAAACAAUUUUAGCAGAUACAUAUGCACAUGAUCAGCUGUUCUGCAUUUACAGUCAGUCAAAAAAAUAAAAUUGAACAAACCGAGUGAAUACUGUCAUUGUUUACGAAUUUGACAGCACAAAGAAUGUCCGGAAACUGAUAACCUGCAAGAGCUGCAGCUACAUAUGCGUAUUGAUCGAUAAGAAUAAGCUACUAAAUACAGUUUUCACCGGUUUUGCCAUGUGUACAUAGAUCAGUAAAAAAGCAGUGCUAUGGCAAGUACAACCAUACAAAGCGGCUUGAAAAUGGCGCUCAGGAAGCAAAUGAAGGAUGUGCUCAAUAGUAUAAAACCAGAUUCGGUGGCCAAGCAAUCCCAUGCUGUUACCCAAAAAGUUCUACAAAGUGAACCUUUCCGCCACGCCCAACGCAUCAGCAUUUAUCUCAGUACUAGCAAUGAAUUGGACACGACCGAGCUGCUAUGCGAGAUGUUUCGCUUGGAGAAGAUGGUGUUUGUGCCUACCUAUCAGGGGCCUAAAAUGAAAAUGGUUCGUUUGCGUAAUAUGGAAGAGUACGAAGACUUGCCGUUGACAAAGUGGAAUAUCAAGCAACCGAACUUUAAAGAGAGCCGCGAAGAUGCAAUGACCAAUGGACAUGGAAUCGAGUUGUUUAUAAUGCCUGGCGUGGCAUUCACGCGCAGUGGGGCUCGCAUGGGUCAUGGAAAAGGUUACUACGACACCUAUUUGCGCCAACACUCGGAGAAAUACCCACAAAAAAAGGUUACUUUUAUGGCUUUGGCACUCAACGAACAGAUUGUGAGUGAUGAACAGCUGCCCAUGGAAGCGCACGAUGUCCGUUUGCAUUCUAUUAUUACUGAGUCUUAAAUUAUACAUAUGUAGAUGCAUAUUCUCACUAGAAUAUACAAUAACUCUUAUAUUGGAUAAA
Molecule: messenger RNA, 1350 nt
Organism: Scaptodrosophila lebanonensis
Lineage: Eukaryota; Metazoa; Arthropoda; Insecta; Diptera; Drosophilidae
Gene: Mthfs
Product: 5-formyltetrahydrofolate cyclo-ligase
Exons: 5
Coding region: 681-1289 (202 amino acids)
Biological process (GO): folic acid-containing compound biosynthetic process; tetrahydrofolate interconversion
Cellular component (GO): mitochondrion
Molecular function (GO): 5-formyltetrahydrofolate cyclo-ligase activity
Source: RefSeq, a predicted model, not a curated record